Messenger RNA from Pararge aegeria (speckled wood butterfly), 1311 nucleotides. RefSeq names its product protein phosphatase 1 regulatory subunit 36-like. Lineage: Eukaryota; Metazoa; Arthropoda; Insecta; Lepidoptera; Nymphalidae. Gene Ontology annotation, biological process: negative regulation of phosphatase activity. The record is from RefSeq and is a predicted model, not a curated record. Gene Ontology annotation, molecular function: phosphatase binding. The transcript is spliced from 10 exons. The coding region runs from base 1 to 1311 and encodes 436 amino acids.
AUGGCAGAAGAUGAAGAUGAAGGUGGUUUUGGUGGUUUAUAUGAAGAUGGGCAUUGGGCGUGGGAUGAGACUACGGAAGAAUUAGUCUUUAUAAGUGAUCUACCUCCGCAACUUAUUGAAGCUAUUCAAAUACCGACCAAGGUGCCAACUGGAACUAUUGAGUUUAGGGAUGACAUUGAUUUAAUUGAACAGAUUCGCUUUCGGCGCCGCUAUCAAAGGAAAUUAAAGCCAGGACAGCCAGAUAUCAUCACUUUACAGGAUGUUAAAGAUAUUGCGUUAUACACAGCACCAGUGAACAUAUUAAGUCCAAUCUUAAUAAAUGCGUUACACAUACCUACUGUGGAGAGGUUCCUUAGAGCGCUAAUCCUCUGUUGUCAGUAUUAUUUGCAGAUAGCGGAUGAAAUGGCAAAUCGCAUUAUAGAGUUGGAGACAAAAGUACGGACACCGCAGGGUGACAUUGUUGAAAGUGAAUUCCGGAACAAUUUAUCGGAUUUAAGGCUUUUAGUAGCUAAGGAAUACAGCACAAUGCUCAUAGGGGGAAGUGAUACAAAAAAAUACCAUCAUAUGGGCCCUUACAAGAAACGUCGGUCUUUAUCUGAUAAAGAUGCUAGACUUUGUGAAACAUUACUACGUAUGUGUGUACAGAUAGUUUGGCUGGCACUGGGACGUAGAGCUUUUAAUCAAAUAGAACUGGAAGUGAAUAGGGUAUUCAAGUCUGAGAUAUUUAACUCCACGGAGCAUACCCUGCAUACUAAUUACAUUGCAAAGAUGGCAAAGGAAGAGAAGGCGGUGCUUCUGGGUCACUGUCUGCGGCACAAUAAGAAGUUGAACACGCGUUCACCUCUUAUCAAUGAAGUGUUUUGCCAUCGUGACAUCGACUAUCGUAUGAUGGGUCUCGGAGUUAUUAAGUGUCCUCAACCAUCGCCAAGACUUCUGUAUUUGAUGCAUACGCUAGCAGGUCCAGAAGAUACUUUUGGCAAAUUUGGAGUUGUUCUUGGAAUUAUUGGAAUGCCGCGAGCCUCCUACGACACAAUGCUACGACCACUGCCGUCUGCUAACGUCGAAGGAAAAUCCAAGGCUUCGAUAUCUUCUCAAAGUUAUUCAUCUAAAAGUAACACGAGUAGCUCAAUGCGAAGAAGUCAGUUGACUAUUAAGAAACAAUAUCCUGAUAUAGUCUUACCUCGAAAAGAUUCAUGGAUUGUGGAGUUUCCGACACAAUUUCCCGAUGAACCCGAGAAGAUUCAACCCUGCAGCGAGACACAGCGUACACGCUGGCAACAAAGACUACAGCGACUUCUUCAUCCACGUUAG